This is a messenger RNA of Gilbertella persicaria, 1210 nucleotides long. RefSeq names its product glutathione-dependent formaldehyde dehydrogenase. The record is from RefSeq and is a predicted model, not a curated record. Gene Ontology annotation, biological process: formaldehyde catabolic process. Gene Ontology annotation, molecular function: S-(hydroxymethyl)glutathione dehydrogenase [NAD(P)+] activity; zinc ion binding. Gene Ontology annotation, cellular component: cytosol. Bases 43 to 1185 code for a protein of 380 amino acids. The transcript is spliced from 7 exons. Lineage: Eukaryota; Fungi; Mucoromycota; Mucoromycetes; Mucorales; Choanephoraceae.
UUUCUUUUUCUUUUUUCUUUUUUUUAAUAUUUAUUUCUAACUAUGUCUUCUACUGCUGGUCAAGUUAUCAAGUGUCGUGCUGCUGUUGCCUGGGAAGCCGGAAAGCCUCUUUCUAUUGAAGAAGUUGAAGUAGCUCCUCCUAAGGCUCAUGAAGUUCGUAUCAAGAUCCUUUAUACUGGUGUAUGUCACACAGAUGCCUACACUCUUUCAGGUGUUGAUCCUGAGGGUGUUUUCCCUGCUAUUUUGGGUCACGAAGGUGGUGGUAUUGUUGAAUCUGUUGGUGAAGGUGUCACUGAGGUCGCUGUUGGAGACCACGUGAUCCCUCUCUACACGGCUGAAUGUAAGAAGUGUAAGUUCUGUACCAGUGGUAAGACCAACCUCUGUGGCUCUGUCAGAGCUACUCAAGGUCGUGGUUUGAUGCCUGAUGAAACUGUUCGUUUCACCUGUAAGGGUAAACCCAUCUACCAUUAUAUGGGUACUUCUACCUUUUCUGAAUACACAGUUGUUGCUGAUGUCUCUGUUGUCAAGGUCGACCCUAAGCCCAGUCUCAAGAAGCUUUGUUUGUUGGGUUGUGGUGUCACUACAGGUUACGGUGCUGCCACCAAGACUGUCAAGAUCCAAGAAGGUGACAAUGUCGCUGUCUUUGGUAUUGGCUGUAUUGGUCUCAGUGUUAUCCAAGGCGCUGUCAACAGCAAGGCUAAGCGUAUCAUUGCUAUCGACAUCAACUCUAACAAGGAAAAACUCGCCCGUGAAUUUGGUGCUACUGAAUUUAUUAACCCCACUCAACUCGAUAAGCCUAUUCAACAACACUUGGUUGAAAUUACCGAUGGUGGUUUAGAAUACACAUUUGAUUGUACGGGUAAUGUUGAUGUGAUGCGUGCUGCUUUAGAAUCUUGCCAUAAGGGUUGGGGUGAAUCUGUUGUGAUUGGUGUAGCUGCUGCUGGUAAGGAGAUCAGCACACGUCCCUUCCAAUUGGUGACAGGCCGUGUCUGGCGUGGAUCUGCUUUUGGUGGUGUAAAGGGUCGCAGUGAAAUGGGCGGUCUUGUUCAGGACUAUUUGGAUGGUAAACUCAAGGUAGAUGAAUUUGUUACACACGAAUUUGAUUUUGAGCAUAUCAAUGAUGCUCUUGAUGUGAUGCAUUCAGGUGAUUGUAUUCGUGCUGUGGUUACUCUUCAAAAAGAAUAAAUCAAGACAAAAGAGGCAAGAUGGA